AGGCCUACAGCAUCAUUUUCUGUAGCUGGUAUUCUUUUUUAAGUACUUCUAUGAGGAACUUUGUGUCCUUGAGAAAUACCAUACCGAUAAUGUCAUGAUUUUGAUGUCCGUGUCUCAUGUCAUAGGUCACAUUGUGGUCCUUGCAGCGGUGUGCAUCGCGCACACGCGGCUGCAAGCGUAAUCGGUUAGUACUAGACGGAUUGGAAGUCUUUUUUAGUGGCGACGAUCUCUUUCCUCAUUUUUACACUCCCAGAACAUAUCAAGUGCCCUUACGUAAGUACUUAUUUCUUUUGAGCCGAACAAUUGGAAUAUCAACAAUACGGCAACCUUUUUAACAAGUUAUUCGGGGAGGUGACUCGUCAAAGUAAUUCGCCAAAAUGCCGUUGCGGUUGGACAUCAAGAAGCGACUCUCUGCCCACAGCGACCGGGUGAAAUGCGUGGACUUUCACCCGACCGAGCCGUGGGUGCUCGGCGCUCUGUACAGCGGAAACGUCUACAUCUGGGACUAUUCCACGCAGACUUUGAUAAAACAAUUCGAGGUGUGCAACAACCUUCCCGUGCGCUGUGCUCGUUUCGUCGCCAGGAAGCAAUGGAUUGUAUCUAAGAUUGCUUUUGUUUUCAUUCUUCACGUGGUCCUCUCUAUGUUUAUGCAGCGAAACGGUCCUCGAUGAAUCAUGGCAGAAGCAUGAGGAGCUUCAGUUGCAUGAUAGUUUUCAUUUUCACUAAAAGCAGCGGCGCUAGACCGAAUUCAUGCAAUUUGUGGCCUCUUCCAGGCUGUAAUAGAUAUAGAAGUGAUCGUCGUGCGUUUCUUGAUGUGAUCAAACAACUUUUCACCAGAUAACGGCUUCCGACGAAAUGAUGAUCGGAGUGUAUAAUUACAACUCGUUGGAACGGCUCAAGAACGUCGAGGCCCACUCCGAUUAUAUCCGGUACAUUGCGGUGCACCCGACGUCGCCGUACGUUCUGUCGUGCAGUGAUGACAUGACGAUCAAGCUCUGGGACUGGGACAGGAAGUGGGACUGUGUCUCUAUUUUCGAGGGCCACGCACACUACGUCAUGAUGGUAAGUAGUACCUAAAGAAAAUGUACUUGGGCCUUGAAACAGCUUUGGAAUCCAAAAAUGUCAUGUGUUGCAGUAGCAAACUUUUCGACAUUGAUGAUAAUAAUAUGCACUUUUUGAUGAUGAAAAUAGGAUUCAUCUUAGUGUCCUUCAUUCGUUUUCGUUCACAGAGCUUUCGCUACUUUCAACGAUGCAGACACAAAGUAAGGUUGUAAAAUUGUGCUAAUUUUCAGGUCCAGUGGAAUCCAAAGGAUGGGCACAUUUUCGCAAGCGCAUCGUUGGAUCGCACCAUCAAAGUUUGGGGGACCACAGGGGGCACGGCGCCACACUUUACCCUCAGUGGGCACACAAAAGGCAUCAAUUGCCUGGAUUACAGUCCAACGGGAGAUAAGCCAUACCUCGUCUCUGGGGCUGACGACAAAACUGUCAGGUACUUGAUGUAGCGCAGCGGCGUAUGCUUCUCUGAUUACUACUAUACAUUUGUUAUUUUUAUGUUUAUCUGCGAAGGAACCCACGUCCAGAAGCAGAACAGUUCAAACUUGUCCCGGAAACAAACAAACCCGUCAAUGGUCUAUCUGCAAUUGAUGCUUUCUCGCAACCCAAAAAAACAGGGUGUGGGACUACCAGACGAAGCAGUGUGUGCAGGUUUUGAGCGGUCACCAGCACAACGUGGGCACAGUGAUGUUCCACCCUACUUUUCCUAUCAUCUUUAGUGGCUCCGAGGACGGCACGGUCCGGCUCUGGCACAGCAGCACCUACCGCCUCGAGGCGACGUUAAAUUACCUUUUGGAGCGGGCCUGGUCGCUGAACUCGCUGAAGGGCAGUAACAACGUCGCCAUUGGGUACGACUUGGGCACCAUCGUGAUCAAGCUCGGCAGCGACCAGCCCGUCGUGUCCAUGACCAGCAACGGGAAGAUUGUCUGGGCCAAGGGGCACGAGAUCCAGACCGCGAACGUGAAGCUCGCUCAGCAGGAGGAUACCAGCGACGGGGAGCGGCUGAAUCUCGCCGUGAAAGACAUGGGUGCGGCGGAGAUCUUCCCGCAAUCCCUGGUGCAUAACCCGAACAGCCGGCUGCUUGUCAUCGUCGGUGACGGAGAGUACGUCGUCUACACGGCCCAGGCCCUGCGAAACAAGGCUUUCGGGGCCUGCACGGAGUUCGUCUGGAGUUGGGACGGCAACGCGUACGCGACCAACGACGCGAUUGGCAAAAUCACCGUCUUCCACGACUUCGUGGAGAAGUUUUCCUUCAAGCCUCCUUUCCAAGUGGAGGAAAUAUUCGGCGGCAGGCUACUCGGUAUCUAUGCAGGAGCUCCUCACUGAUUUUCUUUUUCACUGGAAACAAGUUCAAAUGUUGCGCGUCUGUCGGCCUUGCGUAGCGUGGGUUGUUCACACAGACAUUGAUGCUGGCUCCUCCUCACCGGGGGCAGGGAUUUGAGGACAAGUGAAAUAAAUGUGUAAAACUACAAACCGCUCUAGGUAUCAAGUCGUCGGAGUACAUCUGUUUCUACGACUGGCAGCAAUUCAAGUUGAUUCGCCGAAUCGACAUAGGACCUAAGUUCGUGUACUGGAACGAAGCCGGCACGUACGUCGCCCUGGUCUGCAACGAUUCCUCUUUCGUCCUAUCCCACAGCAACGAAGCCAUAGCGACGGGCACCGCGGACGAGGAUGGUACAGAAACAUACAGUCUUCGUCUAUAAUUAAAAAAACAAGUUCAGAUCUUCAGUUUUGCUUCACGCGGUUGUUGCGGAGAGCCUUUUGUUUUCUUUGAGUUCCGGCCGCAGGAGUGAUCGAAAUUGAAAUGUUGCACAGGUAUCGAGGCCGCCUUUGACUUUCACAGCGAGAUCGGUGACAAGAUCACGAGCGGCCUCUGGAUAGGAGAGACGUUUGUCUACGUAAACGCGGGGCAGCGGCUGCAGAUGGUGGUCAGUGGAAGGCAGGAAAACAUCGCGCAUUUGGAUAAGUCCUACUUCAUGCUUGGCUACCUAGCCGAAAACAGUCGGGUGUAUUUGCUGGACCGAGACAGAAACGUGAUCUCCUACAGCAUCCCGGCCGCUCUCAUCGCGUACCAGAGUUGCAUCAUCAAUAAGGACUUCGACGGCAGCCAGAAAUACUUCCUGCAGCUUCCCGAAAGCUACCACACCAAGGUCGCAAGGUUUCUGCAGCACCAGGGUUAUCCUGAGGAGGCACUGAAGGUAAUAUCUCUUUGCGGCCAUGUUUUUCGAUGAUAAUUAAGUAAGCUAAUUCGCGACGCCGAACUAGUUGCUGCACCACAUGGGAAGGAGCUAUUGCUACUCGCCACUUCGUUAUUUUUUUCCUGGUUCAUCUGAAUGAUUCGUUGCAAAGAGAGACGGACGAUAGGCAUACCUUAAAACAAGACGACCCCGGCCGCUGGAUCUUCUUCAGGUUUCCAAAGACCGAGACCACCAGUUGGAUUUGGCCCUGGAACUUGGCAAAUUGCACUUCGCCCGCGACGUGAUUGCAGCGUCCCAGUUGGAAUCCACCAGUACGGAGACCGCCAUUAAGGGUAAGUGGAAGUCACUCGGGGACACCGCUCUAGAAAACGGCGACUUCGAACUGGCGACCGAAUGCUUCCAGAAGAGCAAAGACCUCUCUGCGUUGCUCCUCAUCCAGAGUUCCAGUGGUAAGACAUGCUUUUGCUAUACUUUUACUUAAUUUUUUUCAUCAACUUUCGACGCUUUUUUUAGCGUUUCAACUUGAUUGAUAGAAAGAUCACUGUCACUGUGUCCAUUGUAGCUAGAAAUUUUCAACUGUCUGUACAAUAUGUUCAUGUUGUAGUUGCCGAAGCGAUUUGCGACUCUUUUCGCAAAAGUCGGAAAGUACGCGCUCCGUUUUCUGUUCUACUUUUUUCUGUAAUGUUUUUCUUGAUACUACCCUAGGCGACGCGGCUGGGUUGAGAGCAACUGCAGCGGAGGCUCGGGCAACAGGAAAGGCAAACAUUGCCUUUCUUGCCAACAUGCUCUUGCAGGAUAUCGACGCCUGCCUCGAGAUUUUCCUGGAGACCAACCGCCUGCCUGACGCAGCCUUCUUCGCGCGCACGUACUGCCCCUCGAAAAUACCCGAAGUCGUGUCACUCUGGAAAGAAGGUAAAAUCUAGUGGUUCCUGGAGGUGUUGACGUUGAGCCAUUGAUACUCCUCGCACAGCAUUGGUUAAUACCCGUCUUUGUGAUGCUCUUCUUUUGAAUUUAGUUUAGUACAUGCCAAAAUCAAAAUAUAUCAUAGCUGCAUGCAAGAAUCAAAUGGAUGCAGGUGAAGCUGAGUAAAAAAUUCAGGGAUCGCAACAUGAUAGAUUGAUUCUUGAUUUGAAACAACAGACCUGCGCACGGUAAACGAGAAGCUUUCCGCCUCCAUUGCGCACCCGGAGGAGUUUCCCGAUCUGUUUCCAGAGUAUGCGCACCAGAAAACGGCGGAGCAAAUAUUGCGGAAAGUCCCGUUUUCCACGCUGCCAGCCAGCCAAUACACGAGCGUAAAGGAGAAAACGAAAGACAUAAACGUCCUGGACCAGAUUGCCAAGCAGGGCGGUGCCACCUUCGCCAAAGCCUGGUCUGAAGACAUACUCGGGUUAAAACCCACAACGCCCUCAGCAGCAGCAGCGAAACCGGCUCCGAUAACGACGAACGGAACGUCCUCCUCUUCAUCCACAGCGACAAAGGCAGCUCCCACACCCAAGGCCUCAAAAGAUGGAGCUGCACCUACUACAGGAGCACCCGCACCUUCCGGUACAACUGCAGCGACGCCCACGGCAGCGGCGGCGCGAGUAUCCUCCUCAAGCACGACACCUACGGCCGGCGCGGCAACCUCCUCGUCCAAAAACAGCACAUCUGGUGGAACAACCGGCGUACUACCGCCAACAACCGCGACGCCGACAAGCGCAGGAGGUGGAACCGCAAGCGCUACCGUCAGUACUACACCGGCACCAGUAGUUCUAGCAGACACGACGAAACAAGAUUUCAAACCGCCUACGCGGGCAUCCGGGGAUAAGAAGUCGGAAUCCCCGAGUACCGACUCAAAGGAGGGGAGCUACGAGAUCAUACAAGACAGCGGUGACAUGCCAAACGAGCCCUAGCGCUUCGACAAUCCUUCUCGUCAGUUGUCCGGUUCGAAGCGCACUUGAUUUUUCUCGAGAUCGAGUACUAGCAGCUCACCACGCUGAUGAAGAAAGAUUGGAAAGUAGUUAUUUUUGUCGCUCGCGAAUUUUAUUUCUGCGAUUUCCUAGAAAGAAAAUUGGCUCGUGGGCUAAUGACGUGUGACGAGUGUCAUUUUUCCGAAGCGAGAAACCCUCGUGUCAAAAAAAACACUAUACAUGAACAUGGGUUCUUGGAAAAAAACGUAUUCCUUACGACCCACCCGGAAAAGUGAGAACUAGAAGAAGCAUGAACAUUCCCCUCUUCAUAGGGUUUGUGUAAUGUAGCAAAACUGUGAGAAAACAAAAGCGACAUCAAAAACAGAAAAACG
Amoebophrya sp. A120 is the source of this 5532-nucleotide messenger RNA. The record is from the annotation of a GenBank genome assembly. NCBI's taxonomy places the organism in Eukaryota, Dinophyceae, Syndiniales, Amoebophryaceae.